This is a messenger RNA of Schistosoma bovis, 837 nucleotides long. NCBI's taxonomy places the organism in Eukaryota, Metazoa, Platyhelminthes, Trematoda, Strigeidida, Schistosomatidae. The record is from the annotation of a GenBank genome assembly.
CGUGAAUUACAGGUGCAUUAAGAAAAAGAGAAUACUAUUAUUUCAACGUUCUACAACUACUUCAUUUUCUUUAAGACAGUUUGAUAAAGUAAACAGGUAAAUGGACAGUGCUGAAAGCAAAAUAAUGAAGAUUAAAGUUGUAUUUCACGAUCUCGAGCAAGAACGGGAACAACAUUCAGUGGAUGAUGGAGAAGAAGACGAAUACAUGGAUAACAUUGAGCCGUUACGUCAAACUACUCAGAGAAAAUCAAAUGAAUCCUUGCCGACUUUACUACAACGAGCUCAAUCAAGUGAUUCACCAUUUGCUAUUGGUAAUAAAGAGAAAACGAGCUUGAAUAAAUUAACAUCAUCUCGUUCAUUGAGUCGUGGAAAUGUUAGGAGACCUAGUGAAAUUUCAAUUAAUGAUUUUCUGUCUAUGCCACCAGUGCUUGAAAGUAUAGAUGCUCAGCGUAGAUCGACAUUGUAUUCAGAUGAAAAACACAAUCCUUUAGGCAGACGUGGAAGUACGUCAUCUGAAGAAAAUAUAGAGAAAAGUAAACCAGAAGAAUCCAAUGAUGAUGAGUGUGGUGCUGUCGACAAUGAAUGUGAACAUGGAUCACACUGAAACCGAAGGGGAAGGAGGAAAAGAAAUACUAGGAAUUGGAGUAUACAAUAUCUGUGAGAGUAACUUUAUACAAAUGGAGCAUUUUUAUUAUAUAUGCUAACGAUUUUUUUCUGUUGGUCAAACUAGUUUUCUUGUUUUUGAUUGAUUUCUGUUAUUAUAAUUUGUAAUUUUUUUAAAGGGUAUUUAUUUGGUUCAAGGUUAGCUUCAAAUAAAUUAUCUUUGGUAUGCACAAA